Messenger RNA from Mauremys reevesii (Reeves's turtle), 2238 nucleotides. Its product is annotated as tripartite motif-containing protein 72-like. NCBI's taxonomy places the organism in Eukaryota, Metazoa, Chordata, Testudines, Geoemydidae. Gene Ontology annotation, molecular function: protein binding. Bases 400 to 1017 code for a protein of 205 amino acids. The record is from RefSeq and is a predicted model, not a curated record. The transcript is spliced from 3 exons.
UUCCAGCUCCCCUCACAGCUCGUGUUUUCUAGCCCUUUUCAUCGCGGUGUCACCCCGUUAGCCCCUGCCCCGAGCUGGCAGGAGAAGCCGACUCCAGCCGAGGGCAGGGUGAGGUGAGCGGCUUCGGCCGGAGUUCCUGAGCCGGCUCGGCACAAGCUGCCAGUUCCUGCCCAGAGCAGUUUUUGAGGCUCCUGCUCAGCCUGAAAACGAAAGUGAAUCUCUGCCUGGGCCCAGCUUCCCCGACUCCCGGCCCUGAGACUGGGACCCGCCAGCCAACAGGGGACCCUCAAACCCGGGGUCCAGGCUCCAGGCUGUCCCCAGCUCUCGGAGGAAAGCCCCCGACCUUCCCCCACCUCCGCCCCGUCCUGGCAGCCGCGCGCUGAGACUCCUGAAACCAGAAUGUGGAAAAAUCUCCCCCGAAGCCGUUUCCCUGGGAAGGCAGUUUUAUCCCUGGACCCGGACACGGCUCACCCUAACCUGGAGAUCUCGAAGGACGGGAAGGAGGUGACAUGCGUCAGUCAGGAAAGGUCUGUUGACUCCGGCCCGAGGCGAUUCGACACGGCGAACUGCGUGGUGGCCCGGCAGAGCUUCAGCGCGGGGCAGCACUACUGGGAGGUGUCCGUGGGCCGGAAGCAGCGCUGGAACCUGGGGGUGGUCUCGGACCGAGCCAGGAGGCAGGGCAGGUUGAUCAGCGUGAAGUGGUGGCCGUGGCCCCCUAGCAAGGUCUGCGCCGAGGGCUACUGGCUGAUCGGCUACGACCGGCAGAGGGCCGGGAAGAAGUACUGGAUAUUUGACACCAACCCAUGGCCCCUGGAUCUCUGUCCCCACCCUGAGACCAUCGGCGUCUACCUGGACUACACGGACGGGGAGGUCUCCUUCUACAACGCCGAUCACCCCGACACACUGACCCACAUCUACACUUUCCACACCUCCUUCGACAACAAGCCCGUCUACCCCAUCUUCGACCCCUGCUGGCACGACAAGGGGGGCAACACGCAGCCCCUCAAGAUCCUGUGAGCUGCUGGCUCCGUGGCAUCCCAGGGCGCCUCGUCCGAUGGCCACCGCUCGGCUUACUCAGCUCUGCCCCUCCUGGGGGCUUCCCUUGUCUGUGGGCCGGGGAAAGACAGAAAUUGCCACAGUCCCAGAGACGAGGGUGACGAGGUCGCCAGCUGCUUCAGCAACACCCUCGAGGCCAGUAAGAGAAUAGCCCACCCUUACUGGCCAUUUCUUCCUGACCGCCACUGGGCAAAGGUGGCUUUACAGCCCUGAAGCAUGAAGAUCUGGAGCCCUCAGGCCAUUGUGCUCCUAACAGACCUCGGGAUGUUCUCAUAAUCCCUAUAAACCUCCCCUGGUUUUCUGACCCCCUCGGCUGCCGCGACGUCCUGUAGCAGUGAGUUCCGCUGGCUCGUCGUCGCUGUUCUCCUGCACGGCGCUAAGAGAUCGUUAAACAAGCUGGGCCGCUGCAUGGCACAUGGGAGACGCUUUAUGGUGUUGUUAAUGCCAAUACCUAUCACUGCGAUGACUCUGAGCAGAGGCCACGUACAGGGUCAGUGGAAACGUCAUGCUUUGCCAAGGAUGGUGAUGCUGUUUAUCACCUUUGUAUGGUGAGUUACAGGGGUGUGGGGGGGGUAGAUCUGGUGACACCCCCGACAGAUUGGCAGCAGCACCAGCCAGUCUGUCCCAUGGCCCAUCAAAGACCAUCAGCUGGACAAUGAAGGCGCUUGGAGAAGCAUGUAGGGCCAGGCCCAUGGAUAGGAGACCCCAAGAGGUUCUCCAGGCCCACGCGCUGUUUGGGACAGAGGACGGACGAGGACAUGGCAGCUGCAUCAGCUCCAGUGUGUCUCAAUCCUGCUUCUCUCCGCUCCGGAGUCACUGAUCUGCCAAAGCUCUGAGCAAGGGACGGCCUGGCCCAGCCCAGCCGGGGGUGACUCCAGAGGGACUUUCUAGCCAGCGACCUCCCCAGUGCUGCUCACGACCGGAUCUCUGGACUCUGAGGUCUGCGUUCGUUACCACUGAGCAACUCUCCUCUUGUUCUUUGCCACUAAACCCUUCGUGUUAGACGCUGAGGACUGGCCGGCAGCGCGGGAUUUGGCAUAAAAUCCAAACUGACAUUGACCUGGCAACGUGGCGGCCCUUUGGGGUGGGAAGGACAUUUUGUAGCGUGAGCAGAGUUUUUAGGUAACUUCUCCCUGCACUGGACCUGGUGCUGGCUGGGAGCCAGAGAACUGGAAUGCAGGA